This is a messenger RNA of Notolabrus celidotus (New Zealand spotty), 1985 nucleotides long. RefSeq names its product nuclear envelope integral membrane protein 1 (gene nemp1). NCBI's taxonomy places the organism in Eukaryota, Metazoa, Chordata, Actinopteri, Labriformes, Labridae. The transcript has 9 exons. The record is from RefSeq and is a predicted model, not a curated record. Gene Ontology annotation, cellular component: nuclear envelope. Bases 66 to 1358 code for a protein of 430 amino acids.
GUCGUGCUGCCAGAGGAGGAAGGGGCGGAGCCAAGCUUGAGGGGCGGGACAAUGGUGCUAUCAUCAUGGCGGGAUGCAUGAAAAUGAUAAACGGCUUAAUUUGUACUAAUGCUACAUUUGUGGUUUUCACGGUGCUGCUUCUCUCUCUACCUCAACACUCACAUCAAACCUCGGGUAACACACAUCAAAUAAUUGAUCUUCAGGAUGGACAGGACUACGUCAUGUCAGGGUCCAACAGGUUCUGUUACAAAAACUCAGCGGUGCCCACCUGGAGGCAAACAUGGACGAGGAUUCAGGUCAGAGUGUGGAGCUCCACUGUGUUCAAGGUGGACACAGUAGAAGGUGAGGAGAAGCUGCAGGAGCUGGACCGCUUCAGUGUCUGGGGCUGGUUUCAGGGCUUGUUACGGGAGCGUAAAAAUGAAACCACGAUCAACAUCGGCCUGUUCAGCAAGAAGACGUGCUUCAAGAUCGACCCAGCUGACAAAACUCUGUACACUGUCAAGCCCCUACGCAAAUUUGAUAUCUACCUGUUUUUGGUAUUCCUGGCUGGGAUUAUGUUGUUUCUCUUUGCAGACUCGCUCAGCAGGAGUCAACUCUUCUUCUACUCUGCUGGAAUGAGCACAGGCAUGAUCGCUUCUCUCAUCAUCCUCUUCUUCAUUCUGGCUCGCUUUUUGCCAAAGAAAAGCCCUUUCUAUGUGUUGAUUGUUGGCGGCUGGUCGUUUUCUGUGUACGCCAUCCAGCUCGUCUUCAAGAACCUUAGCGUCAUUUUGAAGGAGCACUGGAACAUGGCUUUAGGUUAUGUCGUAGUGGUGGGAUUCAUCAGUUUUGCGGUGUGUUACCUUUAUGGUCCUCUGGCGAAUGAGAAGAGCAUCAACAUCUUGUCCUGGACGCUGCAGCUCUUCGGUCUGCUCCUGGUUUAUUUCGGGAUUCAAAUCCAACAAGUCGCCAUUGCCAUCAUUGUAGCAGCGGUUUUCUCCAAAUACCUGGAGUACCCAGUCACUCUGGCAGUGGCCGCAUGGAGGAAAAUGAGACGGUUAGUUCACUGGAAGCCGGAGCCUCGUCGGCUGUUGACUGAAGAGGAGUAUCAGAGGCAGGCAGAGGAGGAGACUCGGCGCUCGCUGGACGAGCUGAGGAAGUACUGUCACAGCCCCGAGUUCAGCCCCUGGAAGACUGUGUCCAGACUGCAGUCCCCGAAAAGGUUUGCUGAUUUCGUUGAAGGCUCGCCUCACUUGAUGUCAAACGAGGUGUCCGUCCACGCACAGGAGUACGGCUUUGGAGGAUCUUUUUUUGAGGAUGAGUUUUUCGACACAGACGAUGAGGAAAUGGAGGAUUAUAAACCUUUGAUGAAACCAGAGUGAGAUAACAGUUACAGAAGAUGUUCUGAUAUAGAAACAGUCGUUGCUGCCUUUGACGAGGUGGGACCAGAGAGCAGCCCUCCGUGGACGUGCUCUCCUGCCUUUUGAGUGUUUUCUGUGGAGGGAUGGAAAAGCCUGGAUUUUUCAUUUCAGUCGCAUGAACUGCCUUACUAUGACAAACAUUGAUGAUCACAGCAGAGCGGUGUGGUCACCCAUCUGAUGUCAGCAAAGAAAUGUAGUUUCAAAGAAUGUGCACUAAAGCAAGACGUUUUCUUUUUUAGGGAACAAAAUACAAUGAAACAAGCCCAAGGUUAAAGCAAUAUAGAAAUGUCCGGUGUGUUGUUGUUUGUGCUGACUUUAGCCGUUUUAAUUUUUACAAACAAUGUGUUCACAGCCUUCAGGCUUCUUUAAAUGGGCUCACUGCACUGAGAGCAUCCAUACAUCCCUGCAGCACAUCAUGUGAAAGUUCUCCCCUCUCUGAACAGCAGCAUGACGUGGUGUGAGGUUUUAUUUCUGCUUUCUGCUCGGGGAGAAGUGAAGUCAUGUUACUGUUUUUCCUCUGUUUUUAUUUUACUUGAAAUAGAGAGGUGGAAGUGUCCUAAAGUAUUUUGAAUAAAAAAAUAUGAGUUA